CGUGAACAGCAGGAGGAAUAUCCAAUAUGGAGAAGCCAACAAUGCACAUGCUUACCGUUGAGGAGAAAGGCGGGAAAACCAAUAAGACAAACCAAUAUAUCGCAGCAAUCGCAGCGGCCAUUGGUGCCGUGAUAGCUGGAACAAUCCUCGGUUGGACAUCACCGGCUCUUCCACAGUUGGAGCCGCUAAAGCAGAACACAACAGCACAAAAUGGCACAAAUGUCAAUAUCGUUAAUAACACGCUAAUCAAUUCUGUGGGGCAGGAAGCUGACUUUCUAUUAAACACUAAAGAAAGUUCCCUUGUGUCAUCAAUAUCAGCAAUUGGCGCUCUAAUCAGUGCGUUGCCAGUGGGCUUGCUAGCUCAGAAGGCAGGCAGACGUCCUACGAUACUCAUCUUGUCAAUUCCGUUCUUGCUCAGUUGGCUCUUAAUCAUAUUCGCUCAGGGUGCCACAAUGCUUAUCAUUGGCAGAUUCAUCGCAGGGCUUGGCACUGGUGGCAUAUGUGUUGCGGCUCCGAUGUAUAUCGGUGAGAUAGCAGAGACCGCCAUAAGAGGAACACUGGGGGCCUUCUUUCAACUGUUCCUGACUAUUGGAAUUUUGUUUACCUUUAUAGUUGGUGGCUGGACCCAUUGGCGCACCCUUUCUAUUGUAUCUGCUGCUCUGCCCCCACUGCUAGUCAUUGUGUUCUGGUGGAUGCCAGAAACUCCUCAAUAUUUGCUUGGUAAAAAUCGGAGACGUGAUGCUGAAAAAUCACUCCGUUGGUUGCGAGGACCAGAUGCUGAUCUCAGUGACGAACUUGAAGAUAUGCAGAAUGAGGUCGACGCCGCUUCAUUACAACGCGCUGGCAUCCUGAGUAUAUUUUCACAUCGAAACACACGCAUGGCCUUCAUAUGUUCUCUCGGCCUCAUGUUCUUCCAACAGUUCAGUGGUAUCAACGCCGUCAUCUUUUACACCAACAACAUCUUCCAAUCUGCUGGUUCCAACAUCCAACCUGUCAUCGCCACCAUUAUUGUUGGCGUUGUCCAAACAAUAGCCACUUACAUUUCCUCCUUACUAAUAGAAAAGGCUGGCAGAAGAAUACUUCUGCUGCAAAGCGCUGCUAUCAUGGGGAUCACUCUUAUUAUCUUAGGAGUAUAUUUCAAGCUUCAAGAUAGUGGCCACAACGUUUCAUCAUUCGGGUGGCUGCCAUUGGUUUGCUUGAUUCUUUUCAUAACAUCCUUCUCUUUAGGAUUCGGACCAAUACCCUGGAUGAUGAUGGGGGAACUGUUCACAGUAGAAUAUAGAAGUGCUGCAACGAGUAUAUCGGUUGUAGUAAAUUGGUUUUUAGUAUUCAUUGUAACCUUAUGUUUUCCAUUGAUGAGAGACGCCGUAGGUAUAUAUAGUUGUUUCUGGUUUUUCUCAGGUUUCAUGGUUGUAUGCGUCUUCUUUGUAUUCUUCUUAAUACCAGAAACAAAAGGCAAAACUGUAUCACAGAUUCAAGCUAUUCUCGCCGGUAAAAAUUCAUAAUGAU
This is a messenger RNA of Achroia grisella, 1509 nucleotides long. Its product is annotated as facilitated trehalose transporter Tret1-2 homolog. The record is from RefSeq and is a predicted model, not a curated record. Gene Ontology annotation, biological process: carbohydrate transport; transmembrane transport. The transcript has 6 exons. The coding region runs from base 27 to 1505 and encodes 492 amino acids. Gene Ontology annotation, molecular function: sugar transmembrane transporter activity. Gene Ontology annotation, cellular component: membrane. NCBI's taxonomy places the organism in Eukaryota, Metazoa, Arthropoda, Insecta, Lepidoptera, Pyralidae.